CUGGAAUGUGCUUUUAUAGUCGGAUAGAAAUGUAAUUUAUUUUGAUUCUCAAAUUGAUUGGCCGUAUUUCUGCCUUUGCUAUAUUUGAGUAACUUGAGUGUGUGUUUGUGUGUGUGUUUUCUUGUCUUAUUGCACUGCCCACUGUCUCCAGCACUAAUAUCAAAUACACAUGUCCUCAGUUGUGACUAACUCUCACCUGAUCAGCCACAGCAAUGUGGAUGCUAUCUCAGUUUUACAGGUGAUGUGACUGGAACCGCACUGCAGAACCACACAGCUAGUGGAUUGAUAACACGGUCUGAAUGAAAGUCCAUCGGAGCGAGUUUAGCUGCCUCUGCCUUUUGGUCACUGCUGACGUGGGGGGAGCUAACCCUUCUCACUGUGCCUGCUCCUGCCCAGAUUCCGUUGUUAAUAAGGAAGGGAAAUGUUAUGGAAGUGAUGCCAGGGCUGCACUUGCAGUUAGUCUGAACAAAACUAAUAGACGUUGUUUAACUUAGACCUGCCAAAAGUAGGUCAGAGAGCCUUAGAAGUAUGGAAGCAUUCUUGUUCCAGCCGGUGUAAGCAUUUGCUCAGGUAAUGUGAUCACAUCUCUGGAAACUCAGAAAGAAUGGAUCUUCAUGGACUGUUAACAUUCUGAGAAAGAAUGGAAAUGUCUUCCCUCUCCCUCCCUCCCUUUCUUCCUCCCUUCUCCCUUACGUCUGUCUUUCACAGCCUUCCCAGCUUCUGUUCCUAAAACAGCUGAAGCAGCUUACAAAGGCAUGCAUAAAACAAGGUAGACCACAGAUAAGGUAAAAUCGGGACAAAUGGAAAACAAAUGUGAUAGAAUUAGUAAUUCUUUCUUAGAGUCGUUUCUUAGUUUGACCACAACAUGGCCUUAAGCUUCCUAGCAACUGAAGCAAAGAAAACCUGUCCAGCUGCACAUUGCACAGUGGGCAUGGGAUGGAAAUAGAACACUCAGUCGCUAAGGGAAUAUCCAGCGUGUCCUGAUUCAGAGGCUUGAGAGAAACUUUUGGGCAUUGGGCUGCAGGUGGACUGUGCUCCCUGGGGUCUUCUCAGUGGUGGGAAGUGAUUUCGCAUUAUCUGCAUUAUUCUAUGCAAACUUCACCUCCUUGAGGAAAAUAUUAUUCUUUCUUUAUCUCGAACAGUACCUAAAACAAUAGAUGCUGAUAAAAAUAUGUUUCUGGAAUGAGUGUUAUUUAUAAUACCCAUCUGUAAAAACCAUUGGCUGGAGUAACAUUUGUAAUAAUUAUAGCUCUAGACAUUAUCAAUGAACUACCUAGAAAUGACAUUUUAGGAGAUACUUUUCAGUUCCAUGAACAACAUCAUCAAAAAUAACUCAAUACUUAGUAAUAAAUUUAGCAAAAGCAAGGCACAGUUUACCCACCGGAAACUACAGAACACCGUGGGAAAGCCAGUGGGAAACCCGGGAACAAAUACACAACAGCAAUUCUAUGUGAAGUACAAAGGCUGAAACUUUGGGUGGGUGGCUUUUCGACUCUCUGACUUGAUUGAGGAUGGUAAUUUAAAGUUGUAAGAAGGGACUGAGGACAUGGCUCAGCAGUUAAGAGCAUUGGCGACUUUUAAGGAGUAUGUGGGUUCAAAUACUAGCUUACAACUGUCUGUAAUUCCAUUUCUAGGAGAUCUAACACCCUCUUCUGGCCCCAGAUACACACGUGGUGUACAGAUAUACAUAUAAGCAAAUACCUAUAUACAUAAAAUAAAAUUUAAAAACAUUAAAUUGUAAAUAAAAGUCACACACACACACACACACACACACACACACACACACUCACACUCUGCUUGGCAGGCUUGGGGUCAAACUAAGAGCCUCAGGCAUACCUGGAAAGUACCUGCCGUCCCUUUCCCCCUCCCUCAACCCAGCUUUUCUCCCAGCCUAGAAAAGUGUAUAUUGGAUAAAAUAGAGCCAUGCUAUAUAGAAAACUACCUCAAAUGUUUAACAGUGUGUAAUUAUAUUAAGGACUUUCAGCAUUACUGAUUACCCAUAAGUCUGUAUUCUGACAUCCCAUGAAUCAGUAUUCUCAUAUAUAAAGUAGGUAUCUGCUGUCAUUCUUAGCUAAUUUUUAUUGCGCUUAUAGCAUGUGCCUGUCACAUUUCUGAACAGCUCUGUAAAUAUUAUCACAUUUAAUGUCCCACAGGGCCAGGGAAAUUAAGCCUUUUACCCAGGGUUACUCUCCAGCAGGGACCCAGGGACAGGAGCAAGCCUAGGGUCUGGGCAGUCCGUAUAUUCUCUACUGUCCUCCCCUGCUUCUUUCUGACCUCGUCGUGACAAACCCUAGCAUCCAAUGAGUAGCUGGAAGCAUUCGGCCCAUAAAUAUGGAAUGAGAAUAUAUUUUGGGAGUCUUAAUGUCAUCAUUGGGGUACCACAAUUAAACAAGUGUCGCCAUUUUAAAACCAUCUUUCCAGGUGGCCACCUUAGAACUUCAAAAUAAUCACAUACAAACUAGAUGUGGUAGAGAUCCCACCUAUGAUGUGAGUGCUUGGACUAUGUCUCCAAAACCAAAAAAACGAAAAACAAAACCCAAGCACAGUUUGCAAGAUAUUUGCCAAACGUUGGCCUUAGAAAACGUAUUCCUCAAACAGAGACUAGGCACUAACACGAUAGGCUGACAGGCCUUGUUUCUACCUCCCUAACAUUGUGCCCAGGGAACUGAGGGGUUUGUAGUUAAGAACCUGGGCUAUAGAGUCCAUGAGUGGGGUUCAAAUCCCGCCUUUGUUACAACAGUGUAGCAUGUUGGAAAGAUGAAGGAGACUGUAAGACGCUCAGAACUCUGUGGGUGUGGAGGAAGCUUUUAAGACUAGAAGCAGGUGAAACGCACAACCUUCUAAGGCUGGACUUGACGUGAGCAGUGCAUUUGCACAAGCAACCUCUAGCAUCCAAAGUGCAGAGCUGCGAGUGGUGGUGCACAUCUUUAAUCCCAGGAGUGGGGAAGCAGAGGCAGACAGACCUCUUAAGUUCAAAACCAGCCCGGUUUACACAGAGAGUUCUAGGACAACCUGGGCUACUUAGAGAGACCCUGUCUCAAAACAAAAUGAAAACCCAGAGGACAAGCAGGAAGCUGAGUCUCUGUCCUCAGACGACUGUCCCCCAGGCCCUGCAGGUUAUUCUUCUGCAAGGAUAGGUGACUGGAGUAAUGGUUGCCCUGCGUGUUAGUCUGAGCCAAAAGAGAGAAGUUCUUUUCUGAAGAUAGGUUUCAGGAUGGCUCAGGUUGUCUGCUAUGUUUCCUCGUUCUGGAGACUCUCAGUUUAUAAACCUAGUGCGAAGAAAAAUGUCCACAAUUCUGUGAGAAUCCUGACAUUGUUUCCAGCUGGACAGUAUCAGUGAUACACCUUGGGUUGUUUAACUUAGCAUUCCAUCUGCUAAGUACCUCAGGGCUAACCGCGGUGGUCCCUAAUUGCGGCUUUUCUCAAACCACUCAGGCCUCAAAAUCCGUUCUAGAAAUAGGUGUUGUUUAUGUGCUUUAAUAUAGAAGCCGCACCAAGGUUUUUUCACGGCAUAAAUGGGAUAAAUCAUUCCUGCGGGGUGACACUGUAAAUCAGUGUAGAACUGCAGAAACUUGCCUCUCUACUGCGCUCUCUAUCCAUAAUCUGGCGUCUUUUCUCUUUCUAGGAAGGUUAUAAUAGUAACUAGAUUGCUAGGGGCCUACCCAGUACCAGGCAUGGGUCUAUGCUUUCCGUGUACGUUUGACUGUCCUGAGAUCUGGUCUGAACCGAUGCGGUUCUUCUGAGGAGUCUUUGGGGUUCCAGAGACAUCAUCCCGCUUUGUAGUAUGUGUGUGAUAGGCCUGUGCUUGCUGGGGUAACCCAAGCUCUUGCAGACUUAGGCAUGUUAGGAGGUCAUGCUGACUAAGGGACAUUCUAUUUGUCCAUUGACAUUCUGCAGGGGUGCCCAGGUUCCAGGGUUGGCAGUCCUGGAAAAACCAGUCAGCCCCUUUUGUUGCAAGUCUUAACCAGAUUCUAGCUGUUAGUGUCUUAGGUAGGUGACCUGUGCUCUUCCUUCUGAAUGCAGAGCUGGCCAUGUGGUACGUAGGACAUUGUAGGAGACAGCCAUAGCCAGGCUGACCUAUGACAUGGCUAGAAAUAAACGGGUAUUUAUUAAGGGUGCAGCCUUAAUUUGGUUAUAUGCUCAACCACGAAGCUACUCAGAUUCGACAUGCAGGUGUCUCAGUGUGACUUAAGUAACACGACAACUUAAAAAAAAAACCUAGAAUGUUUGCUUUUAAAAUUAUCUCACCUUGUCAACAAAUAUUUAUGGAGGAACUCUCACCACCACUCACAUGCCAAGAACCCUGACAGAUACUUCGGGGAUACCCUUGAGCAAGUUGAUCAGAAUAGGAUGCUGAGGAGGGAGGGCGAUCGUGUGGGCUUCUGAUUCUAGUGUGGGCAGCUACUGUACUGGGUGGGGAAGCCUGGUUCCUCUGAAUCUUGCUGGCUGGCUCCUCCUUUAGCCAGGAGGUGAUGUCCUCUCUGGAAACAGGUUUUUUUUGGACUCUCUUUAGGAACAGCUCUUGCAGCUGCUCCGAGCCACACAGGAAAAGCCAUCUCACUGUGCUACUUUAUAGCCACACCUAGCUUUGUGACCAAAAAUGGUAUUGCCAACUUGGUGACCCACUUUGUUCUUCAGAGUUGGCUCUGAUUGACUCGCCUGUGAGCCAAAACGACAUCCACUCUUUGAGGUUGAAUAUUUACCACCGCCGAGCCAAUUAUCAGUGAUUUGGAUCAUUUUGAAGUGAUUUCUUACUGACCAUUGUGGUGCUUUCUCUCUGUAGUAACAUUGUGUCCAGUCUUUCAUCUACCUCCUGCCUGUCUCUCUUCCCUGAUAGUUUGGAAUCCUUGGGAGAGUUCCGGGGCCAUACAUCCAUAUUUCCAAAACCAUAUAUUUACUAAAAUUGAACAUAUAGUUUCUGAGAAAACUUUCCAAGUUGGCCCCUUGGAACUAUUCUAACAAGAACGUUUUUGGGAAAAUGGGAAGAAUAGUAGGUUUUAGAACCUGCCAGGCCUGGCUUCAGUCUCUCUUCUCCAAGUGUUUGACCCUACAUAGUUGGGGGGUUAUAACCCCUGGCCUUGAUUUCCUCAUCUGUGUAAUGGGAACAGUAACACUUUCUUGACAGGUGAGAAGCAGUUAUCAUCCUUGUCAUAUUGGAACUCACAUAAGGCAUACAUUCAAUCUUUAAAAAAUAAAAAAAAUUUUAGUAAUCACUUCUUUGGAAAUCAUGUACAACACAAGCUGAGACUGAGGGUGUAGUUCGGCGGUAGAGCGUGUGCUUAGAUUGCGCAAGGCCCUGGUUCCAUCCGCAGCACUGAAAGAGGAGGGGAAGGUUGGGGUGGAGAGGAGGAGGAUCCCAGGAGACGAUUAUGCUGAAGAAAAUCUAGAGCCCAUCCCAAGGUCACUGAGAUCCAGAAAGAAAAGUGGAUCGACCAGGGUCAUACAGCCAGUUGUGAUAGAAGGGGAUCGGCGUAGAGCACUGUAUGUGGCUUUUGAAUUCUCUACCAUUGGAAGCCAUGCUUUCCUUGUCACAAAGAUCAAGAACGCUGAGCCAGGAAGCUCCUGAAUGACAAGGACUUGAGGUCUGCGUUCGGUGAGAAGUUAGCACACACUUCCCACAUUUUUGUGACAUUACCCUGUCACUUUGCAGAGUACAAAGCACACAGUGUCUCUCACAAAGCUGGCAGGAAUAAUACAGGGUGGUGACCAAGACACUGGUCACACAGACUCGGUCCCACCACAUGACAGCUUACGGUACCUAAUUUCUCCGGGUUUUGGUUCAUUCAUCUACAGGACAUAAACCACAGUAUCUACCUCCUAGUGUCAUUGUGAAGGUUAAAGGCAGUGAGUGCUACUACACCAAGUGACAUUGUCUGGCAUGUGAUAGGGACCCUCCAAAAUUGAGUAUUAUGAUCAAUAACACAUUUCUAAGAAGUCUCUCUAUGGCUUCCCCACUAUCUCAAGCUAACCUCUCACUAGCUGUGAAAUCUUAGCUGGUCUUCCAAGCAGAUGAUAUUGACCAGCUCUUUCUUACCCUCUCAAAGUCCCUUCUCAUCCAGAAACAUGAGAUCUUUCACCUCUGACGCUCUACCCUUCUCAGGGACCAUAAAAUCCUGAAUGGAUAGAUAGAAGUUGCCCAUCGGAAACAGAGGUCCAGAGGGAGGGAGAUAACUCAGUGGGUGAAGGCUCGAGAAUCUGAGUUUGAUCCCCAGCAUACACGUAAAAGCUAGGCACAGUAGUGUGCACUUGUAAUCCCAGGGUUGGGGAGGCAGGGACAGGCAGAUCCUUGGGGCUUGAGGCCAGCCAGCCUAGCUUAAUUGGCAAUCUCUAGGUCCCAGUGAGGGACCCUGUCUCAAGGAACAAGGAUCUGCAUAGCCCCUGAGGAGUAACACCUGAAGCUGACCUCUGGUCUCCAUGCUUCCGCAUACACAUUUGUAAAUCUUACCUCCUAUCUCUCCCCUCCCCACACAGAGGGUUAGGAACGCUAUCCCUGAGCUUUCUUGAUUAUUAACAGGUACAGGAAAGACGUAGAAUGCCGACUUUAACAAACACUACCAUUCCUAGGAGAUGCCGCUUCUUUGAAGGCAUUGCUGCCUGUGGACCUGUAUAUUCUGCCCAUAUCAUCACUACUUGGACACUGUGUUCUUUGUACAUCAGUAUACUAGACAGCUUGCUGCUUUCUCCUUUUACUGUCUGACUAAAAGUAUGAAUAGUUGAGUUUUCUAUUUCUAUUUAGAAGCUGUGAUAUACUCGAGACCAGAACAAUGCAAAUGAAUCCAAAAUUAGAGGCCAAAUUAAUGUCACUCAAGGGCAAUUCCCCCCUCACCCCUCACUUCAGUGGAGAAAUUGUAUUUCCCAGCAGGUCUUGCAUGCCCUGACUCCGGAUCCCAGCCCUCCCUCGAUUCUGAAUAUUACAUCAUUUCAUUUCGGCUAAUGUAAACACUCGUCACCCUGCAUGUUGCAGGAUCCUUCUCCACGGGUUGAGGCCGAGCCUCGUUUGCUCGGUCGGUCGUUGUGGUGAUGAAUGGUUUCAGAAAGAAGAACAGCAGGAAGAGGCCUUGCAGUGAUGGAAGAGAUCUACAGUGCCGUGAGAAGAGAAGAGACAGAAGAUACGGUUGGCUCUCUUCUGCAUUGCUCCACACAGCUCCCAACCCCUGACACAGCCCAUGGAAGGAUCGGAGAUGGUCCCUGCCUAAAGCAAUGUGUGCGAGACAGCGAGUGUGAGUACCGUGCCACCCUCCAAAGGACGUCCAUAGCUCAGUACAUCACCGGUUCUCUCCUAGAGGCAACCACAUCUUUAGGAGCAAGAAGCAGCCUUCUCAGUUCCUUUGGAGGAUCCACUGGGCGAAUAAUGCUGAAAGAACGCCAACCGGGCACUUCUAUGGCCAAUUCCAGUCCUGUUCCUUCAAGUUCAGCUGGAAUCAGCAAGGAGCUGAUUGAUCUCCAGCCCCUCAUUCAGUUCCCGGAGGAAGUAGCCAGCAUCUUAACAGAACAGGAACAGAACAUUUACCGCAGGGUCCUGCCCAUGGACUACCUCUGUUUCUUAACCCGGGACUUGAGUUCCCCCGAGUGUCAGAGAUCACUGCCCCGUCUCAAAGCAUGCAUCUCAGAAUCAAUCCUCAUGUCUCAAAGUGGAGAGCACAAUGCCCUUGAAGACCUCGUGAUGAGAUUUAACGAGGUGAGCUCCUGGGUAACAUGGCUGAUCCUCACGGCAGGCUCCAUGGAGGAGAAGCGGGAAGUCUUUUCUUAUUUGGUGCAUGUGGCCAAAUGCUGCUGGAACAUGGGCAACUACAAUGCUGUCAUGGAGUUCCUGGCUGGCCUCAGGUCAAGGAAAGUUCUGAAGAUGUGGCAGUUCAUGGACCAGUCUGACAUCGAGACCAUGAGGAGCCUGAAAGACGCCAUGGCUCAGCAUGAGUCUUCCGUGGAGUACAAGAAGGUAGUGACCCGAGCCUUGCACAUCCCCGGCUGCAAAGUGGUUCCUUUCUGUGGGGUGUUCCUGAAGGAGCUCUGUGAGGUGCUUGAUGGUGCCUCUGGCCUCCUGAAGCUCUGCCCACGAUACAGCUCCCAAGAAGAAGCCCUGGAGUUUGUAGCGGAUUACAGUGGACAAGAUAACUUCUUACAGCGAGUGGGGCAGAAUGGCUUGAAGAAUCCAGAGAAGGAGCUCACGGUCAACAGCAUCUUUCAGAUCAUCCGGAGCUGCAGCCGAAGCUUGGAGACGGAGGACGAGGAGAGCGCCAGCGAAGGGAGCGGCUCUAGGAAAAACUCCCUCAAGGACAAAACCCGGUGGCAGUUUAUAAUUGGAGAUUUGCUGGAUUCAGACAAUGACAUCUUUGAGAAGUCCAAAGAGUGCGACCCUCAUGGAUCAGAGGAGUCACAGAAAGCCUUUGACCAUGGGACAGAGCUCAUCCCAUGGUAUGUGCUGUCCAUCCAAGCGGAUGUGCACCAGUUCCUCCUGCAGGGGGCCACAGUCAUCCACUAUGACCAGGACACACAUCUCUCCGCCCGCUGCUUUCUCCAGUUGCAGCCUGACAAUAGUACCUUGACCUGGAUGAAACCUCCCACUGCCUCCCCAGCUGGUGCCAGACUCAAGCUCGGUGUGCUUAGUAACGUGGCCGAACCUGGCAAGUUCCCAUCACUGGGCAACGCUGGGGUGAGCGGCCUGGUAGAGGGAAUCCUGGAUCUGUUUUCAGUGAAGGCUGUGUACAUGGGACACCCUGGCAUUGAUAUACACACUGUGUGUGUCCAGAACAAACUUAGUAGCAUGCUUCUGUCAGAGACUGGGGUGACGCUGCUCUAUGGGCUUCAGACCACCGACAAUAGAUUACUGCACUUCGUGGCACCAAAGCACACAGCUAAAAUGCUUUUCAGUGGAUUGCUGGAACUCACUACAGCUGUGAGAAAGAUACGGAAGUUCCCUGACCAAAGACAACAGUGGCUUCGGAAACAGUAUGUCAGCUUCUAUCAGGAGGAUGGUCGGUAUGAAGGCCCAACCUUGGCACAUGCUGUGGAGUUGUUUGGUGGUAGGAGAUGGAGCACUAGAAACCCCAGCCCUGGGAUGUCAGCAAAGAAUGCCGAGAAGCCCAACAUGCAGAGAAACAACACCCUAGGCAUAAGCACCACCAAGAAAAAGAAGAAAAUGCUCAUGAGGGGGGAGAGUGGAGAGGUGACGGACGAUGAGAUGGCCACCCGCAAGGCCAAAAUGUACAGAGAGUGUCGCAGCCGGAGCGGCUCUGAUCCUCAAGAGGCUAAUGAACAGGAAGACUCAGAGGCCAAUGUCAUCACUAACCCUCCCAACCCCCUCCAUUCCAGAAGAGCCUACUCAUUGACCACGGCUGGGUCCCCCAACUUGGCUACCGGGAUGUCAUCUCCUAUCAGUGCCUGGAGUAGCAGCAGCUGGCACGGGCGGAUCAAAGGAGGAAUGAAAGGCUUCCAGAGCUUCAUGGUCUCAGACAGUAACAUGAGUUUCAUUGAAUUUGUCGAGCUGUUCAAAUCAUUCAGCAUAAGGAGCCGCAAGGACUUGAAGGACAUCUUUGACAUCUACUCUGUACCCUGCAAUCGGUCUGCUUCUGAGUCAGCCCCACUGUACACCAACCUGACAAUCGAAGAAAAUACCAAUGACCUUCAGCCUGACCUAGAUUUGCUGACUAGAAACGUCUCCGACUUGGGGCUGUUCAUGAAGAGUAAGCAGCAGCUUUCUGACAACCAGAGGCAGAUAUCUGACGCCAUUGCUGCUGCAAGCAUUGUGACUAAUGGCACUGGGAUUGAAAGCACGUCCCUGGGCAUAUUUGGGGUCGGCAUACUCCAGCUCAACGACUUCCUGGUGAAUUGCCAAGGAGAACACUGCACAUAUGAUGAAAUCCUCAGCAUCAUCCAGAAGUUCGAGCCCAACAUCAGCAUGUGUCAUCAAGGUCUAUUGUCCUUCGAAGGGUUUGCAAGGUUUCUGAUGGAUAAAGACAAUUUCGCCUCAAAAAAUGACGAGUCGCGGGAGAACAAGAAAGACCUGCAGCUACCCCUCUCCUACUAUUACAUCGAAUCUUCGCACAACACCUACCUCACCGGCCAUCAGCUCAAGGGGGAGUCCUCUGUGGAGCUCUACAGCCAGGUCCUCUUGCAAGGAUGCAGAAGCAUAGAGCUGGACUGCUGGGAUGGAGAUGAUGGGAUGCCCAUUAUUUAUCAUGGACAUACGCUGACAACCAAGAUCCCCUUCAAGGAAGUGGUGGAAGCCAUCGAUCGCAGUGCCUUCAUCACCUCCGACCUGCCAAUCAUCAUAUCCAUUGAGAACCAUUGCUCAUUGCCUCAGCAACGGAAAAUGGCAGAAAUUUUCAAGAGUGUGUUUGGAGAAAAGCUGGUGGCUAAGUUCUUGUUCGAGACCGAUUUCUCAGAUGACCCAAUGCUUCCCUCACCUGACCAACUUAGAAGGAAAGUGCUUCUUAAAAACAAGAAGCUAAAGGCCCAUCAGACACCUGUCGACAUCCUCAAACAAAAGGCUCAUCAGUUAGCAUCCAUGCAAACACAGGCUUUCACUGGUGGGAAUGCCAACCCGCCACCUGCCAGUAAUGAGGAAGAGGAAGACGAGGAGGACGAAUAUGAUUAUGAUUACGAGUCCCUGUCUGAUGACAACAUUCUGGAAGACAGACCUGAGAACAAAUCAUGUGCCGACAAGCUUCAGUUUGAGUACAAUGAAGAAGUCCCCAAGAGGAUAAAGAAAGCAGACAACUCCUCCGGCAAUAAGGGAAAGGUCUAUGACAUGGAACUGGGAGAGGAGUUUUACCUUCCUCAGAACAAAAAAGAAAGCAGGCAGAUUGCACCGGAGCUCUCUGACCUCGUCAUCUAUUGCCAGGCGGUAAAAUUUCCAGGCCUGUCAACUCUAAAUUCAUCUGGCUCUGGCAGAGGGAAAGAAAGGAAAAGCAGGAAGUCCAUUUUUGGCAACAAUCCCGGCAGAAUGAGCCCAGGGGAGACAGCGUCAUUUAACAGAACAUCUGGAAAAAGUUCUUGUGAAGGAAUUCGACAAAUCUGGGAGGAACCUCCACUCAGCCCAAACACAUCCCUCAGCGCCAUCAUUAGAACUCCUAAAUGCUAUCAUAUCUCGUCACUGAAUGAAAAUGCCGCCAAACGUCUGUGUCGCAGGUAUUCUCAGAAACUGAUCCAGCACACUGCUUGCCAGCUGCUGAGGACCUACCCGGCAGCGACCAGAAUCGACUCAUCCAAUCCCAACCCCCUCAUGUUCUGGCUCCAUGGGAUACAGCUUGUAGCUCUAAACUACCAGACGGAUGACCUUCCUUUACAUUUAAACGCUGCCAUGUUUGAGGCGAAUGGUGGGUGUGGCUAUGUUUUGAAGCCCCCUGUCCUGUGGGAUAAAAGCUGUCCCAUGUAUCAGAAGUUUUCACCACUGGAAAGAGACCUGGACGCCAUGGAUCCUGCUACCUAUUCUUUAACCAUCAUCUCUGGCCAGAAUGUGUGUCCUAGUAACAGCACCGGAAGUCCGUGCAUUGAAGUUGACGUCUUGGGCAUGCCCCUGGACAGCUGCCAUUUCCGCACAAAACCCAUCCACCGAAACACUCUGAACCCCAUGUGGAAUGAGCAGUUUCUCUUCCGGGUUCACUUUGAAGAUCUUGUAUUUCUUCGUUUUGCAGUUGUGGAGAACAACAGUUCGGCGAUAACGGCUCAGAGAAUCAUUCCACUCAAAGCUUUAAAGAGAGGAUAUCGGCAUCUUCAGCUGCGGAACCUCCACAACGAGAUCUUGGAAAUCUCUAGCUUAUUCAUAAACAGCAGGAGGAUGGAAGAUAAUCCCUCUGGCAGUACCCGGCCAGCCUCUUUGAUGUUCAAUACUGAAGAGAGGAAAUGUUCUCAGACUCACAAAGUCACAGUGCAUGGUGUCCCAGGUCCAGAGCCCUUUGCUGUUUUCACAAUAAACGAAGGCACCAAGGCAAAGCAGCUUCUCCAACAGAUUUUGGCAGUUGACCAGGACACCAAACUUACAGCCGCAGACUAUUUUCUGAUGGAAGAGAAGCAUUUUAUAUCUAAGGAAAAGAAUGAAUGCAGGAAACAACCAUUCCAGAGAGCUGUGGGCCCAGAGGAAGAUAUUGUGCAGAUUUUAAACAGCUGGUUCCCAGAAGAAGGCUACGUAGGCAGGAUUGUCUUAAAGCCCCAACAAGAAACCCUAGAAGAGAAAAACAUUGUCCACGAUGACAGAGAGGUGAUCUUGAGCUCAGAAGAGGAGAGUUUCUUUGUCCAAGUGCACGAUGUCUCUCCAGAGCAGCCUCGAACUGUCAUCAAAGCCCCACGUGUCAGCACUGCACAGGAUGUGAUUCAGCAGACCUUGUGCAAAGCCAAAUAUUCCUACAGCAUCCUGAACAACCCCAAUCCGUGUGACUAUGUGCUUUUGGAAGAGGUAAUGAAAGAUGCACCCAAUAAGAAGUCUUCUACCCCGAAGUCCUCACAGAGGAUCCUCUUGGACCAAGAAUGUGUGUUUCAAGCCCAAAGCAAGUGGAAGGGUGCAGGGAAAUUCAUCCUUAAGCUAAAGGAGCAGGUGCAGGCAUCCAGAGAAGAUAAAAGGAGGGGCAUCUCCUUUGCAAGUGAACUCAAGAAACUCACGAAGUCCACUAAGCAAACCCGAGGACUCACCUCGCCUCCUCAGCUUGUGGCCUCAGAAAGUGUGCAAAGCAAGGAGGAGAAACCCAUGGGUGCCUUGGCCUCUGGUGACACAGCGGGCUACCAGUCGUGAGCCAGUGCAGCACAUUUGAUCCAGGGAUAUGAAGGGGAAGGCCCUUGAUGAGAAGCUAUCAAGAAUGGACAUGGUGGAAAGAAGUAUACUUUACCUCCAUCACAUUCAAACUGGAAAUUGAUGAUUUCCGAACUCCAGAACCUCCUCACACCCGAUGAGAGGUUCAUGCAGAGGACAAGCAAAACGGCACAGAACUGCCAACCAACUUCCUGAGGAAUGAAGCAGGGACACCCAGGGCAUUGCCCGGGGCAUUAUGGGUGGAAAAGCCACCCCUCAAGCUGAAGGCAACAAGGAACACCUGUAAAGGGCCAGGCGGUAAACAUUUUAGGGUCGGGGCCACGUGGCUUCUGUCGAAUUCAGUUAGCUCAGCUACUGGAUGGCAAAUGAAGCUGUCGACAACAGGUACAAGAAUGAACAUCUGACUGAACAAUAAAACUUUAUUUAUGGACACUUAAAUCGGAACCUCAUAUAAUUUUCACAUGUCACACAUGUUUAAGUGUUUCAACCACUUAAAAUUGUAAAAUCUUUCCUAGUUUAAGGGUCAGACAAAAACAACAUGAGGCUGGCUCGAGGACCAGCUUGCUGACCCAGCUUGGGAGAACUGGGAGCCAAAGGCACAGAGGUUAGAAAACCUCGAAAAUUGGCCGUGGGUUUAAUGAGAAGUGGAAGUCUGGGGACAUUGGAAAUGUAAAUAUGUCCUGUUAGAUUUGUUAGCAAUUAUUCAAAUUAGUUCCUAUAUUGUGUACCCAGGUGCACUCUUUGGGCUGCCUUUCCUCAAAUAGAAAUGUUUUUCCGAAAGCUACGACCCAUGCGUCCACAGACUGUCCCAUUUUCAGUUCUCACAAAGUGAAUUUAGAAUGAUGUACAAUUUAGUGUCUAUCGAGUUGUGAUGUCCUCAUAAGAAAACCUAAAAGCAAAAAGUAGACUGAGUUGAUGUUUCAGGUGGAUUUAUUUAUUUUACGAUGUUUCUGCUGACACUGUACUUGUGUAUUUAUUAGACAUAGCUUUCUCGAUAUUGCUAUGGGUGACAAGCACUAGCGGUUCAAUCUAUUUCAAGACAUCCUAGAAAUAAAUCAUCUGAGCAUGAGAAGUGGGUGGACAUCCAGCGCCAUGGUGUCAUCUUCAUUUCUGAUUUCUGAGGAGCCAUGGACCCGGGUCUCCCUCGCCAUGCGAUCUAUUUUAAAACCAGACCUCACAAAACAGUCAGCUAAGUGCAGUGGAUUCUUCUCAUUCUUGGGAUGUAGCAAAUCCUCCAGACCCUACAUUUCAUCUUUCUAUUGGCCUUGUUCCAUUUGAAGAUAUUUUUUCUUCAAGCUAGAAAACCCACUAAAAAUCCUGGCUUUCGCAUUUCAGACUUUCCUUGGCCAAACCACCCCUUCUUUGCACAUUGUAAAGAGAGACCUGUCAAGAAUACACCACACAGCUAUCACGUCAGUGGAAGACUCCCACUGCACUGUCAUUCUCUUGCCAAGAGAACUCAGACUGUUCUCAUUCGAGCAGCUACACAGCACUAACGGUUCCCUUUUAUAUCAAAUGCCAGGUCUGUAACAAGUGCACAGCGCUUCAGUUUUAAAACAUACUCUGGAGACAUUUUAUCAAAUUUCUGUAAAUUAAAGAGGCCAAAGGGUUUGGGUUACCUUAGGUUUGAAAAUUAAAUUACUGGUCUCACCAGCCAGAGCCAAACCAAACCCGCAGGUAAUGAGAUACAGGGUCAGGCCAGUUUACCCCACCCCACCCUCUUGGUCCUUACCAUAGAUGGAAAUUUGAUACAGAACAAAUCUGAAUCUGACCCAAUAUUCAAAUACUGAUGUGCAUCCCAGUUUAGGUUAAAGGACAUAGUCUAUUAAAAUCAAGUCUGAGAUUUAAGCAGGAAGGAUUACUAACGUAUGUAAAUAGGACCCAGAGGAGGCUCUUGCCACCCAAGCUUGAGGACCUCAGCUUGAUCCCAGAAUCAAUGGAGGAUUAAAAGGAGAAAAAACGGUUCCAUCAAAUUAUCUAUCCUCUGUCUCCAUGUGUGCCAAGUCUACACACAUAAUAAUAAAUAAAAUAAAAAAUUUCAAAGUAUU
Molecule: messenger RNA, 14790 nt
Organism: Rattus norvegicus (Norway rat)
Lineage: Eukaryota; Metazoa; Chordata; Mammalia; Rodentia; Muridae
Source: RefSeq, a predicted model, not a curated record